UACAGUGGCUAAUUGAACAUAAAUUUUUUUAAAAAGGGUAGGAAGUCUAUAAUGAGCAGCUGCUAGAAUGGAUUUUAUUUUAAAAAAGAUUAAUCUGUAUUUGGCGUGGGUAUGACCAGGUCUUCUCCCCUGUGUCAGACUGAAGUUCUUUGAAAGCAGAUUCUUCUAGGUUCUUCUCUCGGCACCCCUUCCCAUCCUUUGUGCCCUUGUUUAUAAUCAGAACUCAAGUAGGUGCUGAAUUAAUAUUUCUGUGUCUCUUGAGUGACAGAUGAAUGAACGUGCUCAGUAAAUGCAGGUACUACGUUUGCCUUGUUGCUACAGAAAUCCAAGGGUGUUUUGAUAAAAAUCCGUGAUUGUUAAAUGCCCAGGUUGGUUGGCUCCAGGUGUGGGGAAGUGGUGUGCAGUCCUUUGAUCCUCCCUAGGAGAAGGAGAUGCUAAUGUGGAUAAUAAGAAUUUGCUACUUUGUCUUCAGUUUCGGUUUGACCGCCUCGCUUCACUGAGUCACAGCGCUCGCUCUCCGGGGACGGGCAUGUCAUUUAAGCCUGAGACUGUCCCUUGGACAGUUUAUGACAUUGUAACCUGAAUUUCCCGCUACAUGAACAGCCGGCGUUGGUCAUAAAAUUUCAAGAACACGUUAAACGUUAUUUGGUUUGUAGUUGACAUUGAGAUUAACUUUCUCUAACCUAAACCAGUGAAAACCAAAAUGCUACUCACCACAUAAAAGUUUUGCUUUCGCUGUGUUCAGACCCCUCCCACCUCCUCGGAGCACAGUCAUUUGGAGGCUAGUUUGGGGGCGGUGUGGUUGUAUCUCAGUGGUGUAUGACCCACUUUUUCGUAACACUUAAUUACCCGUGUUUUUACAGCGCUAGUCAGACGGUCUGACGAGAGUGGACUCUAACCUAAAAAAGGUUUUCUGAUACACCUCACCAGGGCUGUUCUAGUACCGUGCGUUAUCGGAAGAAGGUGUUAGCUGCACAGGGCGUGUGUUAGCUACCAGAGGAUGACAGAACAUUUCCUCUAGUUUCUGGAUAAUGAGCAAGCACACAGGGUGUGAACGGCAUGUCUGUGGAUGAGAAGCCUGACUCCCCCAUGUAUGUGUAUGAGUCCACAGUCCACUGCACCAACAUCCUCCUGGGCCUCAAUGACCAGCGGAAAAAGGAUAUUCUCUGUGACGUGACUCUGAUCGUGGAAAGGAAGGAGUUCCGGGCCCACCGGGCUGUGCUGGCCGCGUGCAGUGAAUACUUCUGGCAGGCGCUGGUUGGACAGACGAAAAAUGACUUGGUGGUCAGCUUGCCUGAGGAGGUCACGGCCAGGGGCUUUGGGCCUCUGUUACAGUUUGCCUACACCGCCAAGCUGUUACUCAGCAGAGAGAACAUCCGCGAGGUCAUCCGCUGUGCCGAGUUCCUGCGCAUGCAUAACCUGGAGGACUCCUGCUUCAGCUUCCUGCAGACGCAGCUCCUGAACAGCGAGGAUGGCCUGUUCGUGUGCCGGAAGGACGCUGCGUGCCCGCGCCCGCCCGAGGACCGCGAGGACUCCGCGGGAGAGGAGGAGGAGGAAGAGGAGGAGACCAUGGACUCCGAGACCGCCAAGAUGGCCUGCCCCCGGGACCAGAUGCUUCCAGAGCCCAUCAGCUUUGAGGCCACCACCAUCCCCGCAGCCGAGAAGGAGGAAGCGCUGCUGCCCGAGUCCGAUGUGCCGGCCGACACCAAGGAGAGCUCCGAGAAGGACGCGCUGACGCAGUACCCCAGAUACAAGAAGUACCAGCUUGCAUGUACCAAGAAUGUCUAUAACGCAUCGUCACACAGUACCUCAGGUUUUGCAAGCACAUUCGGUGAAGAGAACUCGAGCAACAGCCUCAAGCCGGGGCUUGCCGUGGGGCAGAUUAAAAGUGAGCCGCCCAGUGAAGAGAACGAGGAGGAGAGCAUCACGCUCUGCCUGUCCGGAGACGAGCCGGACAGCAAGGACAGAGCCGGGGACCUCGAAAUGGACCGGAAACAGCCCAGCCCCGCCCCCGGCCCCGCCCCCGCCGCCGGGGCCACCUGCCUGGAGAGAUCCAGGAGCGUGUCCUCCCCCUCCUGUUUAAGGUCUCUGUUCAGCAUAAAAAAUAGUGUGGAGCUGUCUGGCUUGCCCAGUACCUCUCAGCAGCACUUUGCCAGGAGUUCGGCGUGCCCUUUUGACAAGGGGAUCACUCAGGGUGACCUUAAAACUGACUAUGCCCCUUUCCCGGGGAAUUACGGACAGCCUCACCUGGGCCAGAAGGACGUGUCCAACUUCACCAUGGGGUCGCCCCUCAAGGGCCCUGGGUUGGAGGCUCUCUGUAAACAGGAAGGAGAGCUGGACCGGAGAAGUGUGAUCUUCUCCUCGAGCGCUUGUGACCAAGUGAGCACUGCGGUGCAUUCGUAUUCUGGGGUAAGCAGUUUGGACAAAGACCUCUCCGAGCCGGUGCCAAAGGGUCUGUGGGUGGGGGCUGGCCAGUCCCUCCCCAGCUCACAGGCCUACUCCCACGGUGGGCUGAUGGCUGACCAUUUGCCGGGAAGGAUACGGCCCAACACUAGCUGCCCGGUGCCAAUCAAAGUCUGCCCUCGCUCGCCCCCCUUGGAGACCAGGACCAGGACUUCCAGCUCAUGCUCCUCCUAUUCCUACGCAGAGGACGGGAGCGGGGGCUCGCCCUGCAGCCUCCCUCUCUGCGAGUUCUCCUCCUCGCCCUGUUCCCAGGGAGCCAGAUUCCUAGCCACAGAACAUCAGGAACCAGGCCUGAUGGGAGAUGGAAUGUACAACCAAGUCCGACCCCAAAUUAAAUGUGAGCAGUCUUAUGGAACCAACUCCAGCGACGAAUCCGGAUCGUUCUCGGAAGCAGACAGUGAGUCGUGUCCCGUGCAGGACAGGGGCCAGGAGGUCAAACUUCCGUUUCCUGUAGAUCAAAUCACAGAUCUUCCAAGGAACGAUUUCCAGAUGAUGAUUAAGAUGCACAAGCUAACCUCAGAACAGUUAGAGUUCAUUCACGACGUCCGGCGGCGCAGCAAGAACCGCAUCGCGGCCCAGCGCUGCCGCAAGAGGAAACUGGACUGUAUUCAGAAUUUAGAAUGUGAAAUCCGCAAAUUGGUGUGUGAGAAAGAGAAGCUGUUGUCAGAGAGGAACCAACUGAAAGCCUGCAUGGGGGAGCUGCUGGACAACUUCUCCUGCCUUUCCCAGGAAGUCUGCCGCGACAUCCAGAGCCCUGAGCAGAUCCAGGCCCUGCACCGGUACUGCCCCGUCCUCAGACCCAUGGGCCUCCCUACAGCCUCCAGUAUUAACCCCGCACCCCUGGGCGUCGAGCAGAACCUGGCUGCCUCGCAGUGCGCCGUGGGGGAAGGCGCGCCCUGCUGCUUGGAGCCCGCGGCCGCUCCGCCCGGGCCUCCCUGGGCCCCCGGCGGCGCCCCGGAGAACUGUACUUCCAGGAGGCCCGAGGGCGCUGAGCCGGGAACCUUCUCAGAGAGGGCGCCUGCUCUGGAAUCCAGGAGCCAGACGGUGACCGUGGACUUCUGCCAGGAGAUGACUGAUAAGUGUACGACCGACGAGCAGCCCAGGAAAGAGUACACCUAGUGACCCGGCCCGCCUCCCAGCUUUCCCACCUCGCCCACCUGGGUGUUCUACGGUCAGCCUGCGGUGCUCUUCAUCUGUUGUCUGGAAGAACCAAGAAGGAAUUUGGUGCACACUACAGCGUUCUUAGCAGCAAUACUGUUUCUAAGUAUUCCCUCCUCUCUUCACGCAGGAGUGAUACACAGUUCCCUUCACAAUGGUGCUACCCCUUGCCCAGGCAAGGAAAGACGGCGGUGGUGACACUGCCUGUCUGUGGGUUAAUUUCAGUCUCAACAGGGAUAGACUAUAACACCUCUAGGACCCAACCACGGAUUUUUUUUCUCAGUGGCCCAUGUCACAAACCCUAUCUCAGGAAUUUCUUCUGAAUGUUCAAUUUUUUUCAUUGAAGACAGCUUCUAUACACAUCAAAGUUUUAUAGCUAGACUGUACAUAUUAUAUAUAAUAUAUAUAUAAAAUAUAUAUAUAUAUCCAUAUGCAAAAGUCCUGCAUGCCUCAAUUUUCUCAUCCUAAAACUGGAAACUUCAUUUCUCAUUUAUCAACAGGUUCCAACAUUCCUCUUCUUUUGUCUCCAGUGCUAGAACUAGUUUGGUAACUGUUAACAUGGUCAUUUUUCUUGCUUCACAGUUCAAUUUCAAUUUGUACUUAUUUAUGGAACAGAAUUCAAUGUUGGAAGCUUUUUUUUUUUUUUUUGAGGCUUUAUUUCCGACCCUUUUUCUGUUGUUUGGUUUGCUUUGGGCACCAUCGGCCGGUGUCAUCUGAGUGUUGUGGUUUGUUCUGUUGUUGUUUUUUUUUUUUUUCUUGCAGAUACUGUACAGUCAUGGUCAACUUCGCCACUUGCACUGAGUUUUGGGUCAAACCUAUUUUCUUAAAUGAAGUUGUUAUUACUUCAGUAUAACUCAAGUAUACUGUAUAUUCUUUGCUUUUAGUUGAAAAGUAAGACAUUUUAGCUAAUUAAAAAGCACUCAGGUGAUAAUUAUGUAGGAAAAAUAAUCUUGCCAAAUAAUGAAUUCAUCCUAGGAUGUGUAGACAAUAAUCUGCUUGAAUAUUUUUAUAAUUCACCUCCUCCCCACCUUUCCCGGAAGCAAAGUUUAGAUGCAGAGAGUUCAGAGUUGAUGCUGAAUGUUCAGACUCCUAAGUGGGGAGAGAGUUUGGACAUCCACUCGAAAGUGCAUCCAAACAGCAGGAACCCAUGAUUUUGUACCAGAACUCAGCAGGCAUUGGCUCCUACAAAUCAACUUAGAACUGUUUUCUCACCCAGGGGGCGAGUCCCAUUCAUUUCAACCCAUCCUUGGGCCUCUGCCUGCUCUUGGAAGGGCAGCGCAGGAGGAACUUCUUGGAAGGAUUUGGCUGAUCAGCCACCCCGCUCCUGCCCCGCCCCCCUUCCCCUUCACAGGCCCCUUGCCCAGCUGGGUUCCCAGGACCUCUCCCUUGAGUGGGAUUGAAUCACAGCAGCUGGUGUUCUGCGUGUAAGCGGCGUCCUGGGUUAAUGCAGCUCAGCCAGAGUAGGAGAGAGUGGGGGCACAUGUGAGCCUGGGCUCCGUCCCUGACGCAAGCAAAAGCAUUUCUUUCUCCCUCCCUUCUCCACGUGCUUUGAGUUGAAUUCUGGGGUUUUUCUGCUCGUCUCUUGUCUGAAGGCAGAUUUCAUUCUGAGGCUUUGGACACGAUAUGGCCAAGGAGCCCUCCCUGCCCUGCCCCUUCCCCCACCACACACACACACACCUACCCUCACCUGAUAAUUUUCUUCUCUUGCUGCAAAACUGGUUGGCUUGCAACCCAUAGAGAGCAGCUUUCCUUGGCUUUGGGGGCGUGCUGGCCCCCAGCCAUGUUUACAGGAAGAUGUGCCCAGACCCUGCCCCCAGCCUAAGAGGAGGAGGGGUCCCUCCUUCCCUCCCUCCGGUGGGCCCUCCAGCCUGGCUGAGGGAAGAGUCCUGAAAGGUUUGAUGUGGGGAUGGGGUGGUGGGCAGUGGGGAGUAGAUGGUUGACUUUGUUUCUUUAUUUGUGCCAUUGUUUGGACAAUAUUAAAGCUGCAUGUAAAAGGGGAAAUUAGUAUAUGAUGUAGGCGAAAAGUGAAAUCAUAGUAACAUAUGUUUUAGUAUUAUUAACUUUUUUCUGUACAAAUAUUAGCGCUAAAUGUUUAAAUAUGUAUGAAUGCCAGAAAUUUGUUGGUUCAUGCGGUAGGAUAAAAAAAAAAAAGGCUUUUCUUUUCAAAUAGUUCCGCUUUUAAAACCUGCCUCUGGGUUUCUGUUUCCCCUCAUGUGCGUGUGUAUGUGCGUGUGUUAGUCUGAGACAGAUUCUGAGGCGGCUCAGAAUUGGAGCUGCCUUUUUUUUUUUUUUUGCGGUUGUUGGAAUUUCUUGGCCUAGUGGAACGGUUCUGUGCUUCACAGUGGAGUUUGCCUUUGUGGAAAACUGGUGACAGCUGGAAUUUAAAUUCAAUGUGAAACACGUGAGGCACCACAGGUCUGUGUUAUGGUGGUGGAGUCAGCCAACAGUAUUUUGUUUUUAACUCUCUUGUUGCCUUUUUUAAGUGACCUCCUCUUCUUUUGGAAAAAAAAGAAUGUUUCCUGCUCGUCUCAUCACCAGGUCCAAACCAGCCUGUUGGUGUGAUCUACCCUGGUGACAGCUUGUGUGCAAACUGGUCAUCUUGACCACAUUCCGUUGGUCUCCCCCUCCCCCCCAGUCUGCUGUUUGGGCUGCAUGCAGGCGCUGUGGCCAAGUCCGGGUGGGGGAGGGGGUCUCCUGUUUUCCCUCCACCCUCUCUGCCCACAUUCUCUGGCCAUCACCACCGCCCCCCAAGCCCAGCUGCUUUUCUCUCUCUUCAGCAACCAAACUCCUGCUAUGGGAACUGGUUAGAAACACUGCUUGAAAAACUUUCCAUUUCUUAGAGAUUUUUUUUUAACGACUUAUGAUUUUGUUCACUAUGUACCAUAAACAGUGACUGGCUUUGUGCAAUUGUCUGUGUGACCCGUCUUGUCUCCUGCUACCCUGAACCACGUGUUCCUAAGAAUUGUUUGCAGGUUGAUUCAAAGGGAGGACUAGCUGGGGACCAGAAUCCAAACUGCCUCAAGUGGAGUUUUAAAAAACCAGCCUGUCUCCUUAAUGUGGGAUCCCUUGGUGCAGCCUCUGUCUUUUAUGAAAAGGAAAAGCGAGUUAAGAACAGGGAAUAGUGUUUGCACAGCACGGUGACAUGUAGUUGUGCUCUGAAGGGUCUUUCCUUAUAAAAAUAAAGGACCCUCCUCCCACCGUGGACUGCUUAGGAAGAUCCCUGCCAUGGCCUAGUUGGGUCUCCAAAUAGGUGGGCAUGAGCUGUUGGGGCGGGGACCACGGCGGAGGCCCCAUGGCUUGUUACCAUGUGCCUGGAUCUAGUCCUCCCCUUGGAUCUGCCUGUGUCCUACUUGUGUGUCCAGACGACCUCGCUUCAUUCAGGUUGGUCAGGCUUUGGGCAGGUGAGUGCUUUGCUGUAUGUGUUUGUUUCUCUGCGUUAUCUGGGGGUGCCUUGAAUAAAAUCAGACUUCAUUACGUACUGAUUCUGGAACAAAACUGUUGCAAAAACAAAACAGAGCUGGCAAACUGACUAGGCCAUCCUGCUAUUUCGAUUCCGGGUUCCCUCACAAUGACUCAGGCGUCAAAGGUGAUGCUGCAGUAUAAAACAUUAUUUUGUAUAUUGUACAAGUAAUUUAUUAACUGUCUUUCUAAAAGUAUGCUGCUUUUAAGAUGCACUAUGACUUUGGAUUUAAUCCUUGUAUUGCUUUCCCAAGGAAGUAAAAAAAAAAAAAAAAAAAUGGCUAGCGAUUAGAAUGCCAACUGCCACUUCUCCU
Messenger RNA from Mustela erminea (ermine), 7394 nucleotides. RefSeq names its product BTB domain and CNC homolog 2 (gene BACH2). Gene Ontology annotation, molecular function: protein binding; DNA-binding transcription factor activity, RNA polymerase II-specific; RNA polymerase II cis-regulatory region sequence-specific DNA binding. Bases 1060 to 3582 code for a protein of 840 amino acids. Gene Ontology annotation, biological process: regulation of transcription by RNA polymerase II. The transcript is spliced from 5 exons. Lineage: Eukaryota; Metazoa; Chordata; Mammalia; Carnivora; Mustelidae. The record is from RefSeq and is a predicted model, not a curated record.